Molecule: messenger RNA, 1065 nt
Organism: Photinus pyralis (common eastern firefly)
Lineage: Eukaryota; Metazoa; Arthropoda; Insecta; Coleoptera; Lampyridae
Exons: 2
Coding region: 57-1040 (327 amino acids)
Molecular function (GO): zinc ion binding
Source: RefSeq, a predicted model, not a curated record
CUCUGGCAAUUGGAAUUUUAUGUGAAAUGCCAAAAUGACACUAAAGCUUAUUAGACAUGAGUGAAGACACAAAUUAUGAACCUGCAAUAUUGCCUCCAGUAGACGAUGCAAAUCAAGAAACCGAAACAUCACCCAAUGAACCUGGACCAUCAGGUUUAAAUUUCACAACGCAAACUAGUGUUAUAAUAACUGUCGAUUCUUUGGAAAACGAAAGUUCAUCCAGUAGCAGUGCCACCAUCGCCCCUGUGAGUACUACGACGCAAACAACAGAAUGUACUCGCCAUUCAAGACGGAAAUCCGGUAUAUUUCGAUUCAUUAAAGCGAAAUCUGAGGGAAAUUUAGCUGAGCAAGUUCAAGAUCGGCAGCGAAUAAAUGCUUCGUGGUCGCAAAGACUUGUUGGAAUAAGGCCUCCAUGUCACGAAAAUAUACAACUAAGUAAUGGUCCUGUGUCCGCCGCAGCGUCGCAGACCCAUGAAGAUGAUGCGCAGGAUUCAGAAGUGGGCGGCGUGCUGGGUCGAUAUUAUCGAUCACUAGUGACCGGCGCUAAUUCGAAUAAUUCACCAUCGCAGGUGUCUUCGUUUUUUUAUAUCGCACCUCCAAUAACUGGCGCCCCACCGUCGUAUUCAGCUAUAAUGAGAAUGGAUGAGAGACGAUUGCACGAAACUACCAGAAGCGGUAUCACAAUGCAACCAUCGGCACCGUUCAUUGCGCCCAGGCCUCCCCCAUCUUACACCGAAUCGCUGGGAAUCACGACGACGGCGUCGCGAGGACUGGAAUUAUACGCACCAUCAAACAUAAGUAUCGGCGAUUUCGUUUGGGGUGCGCAUCCAACUCCCGUCGUUUGUCACAUGUGCGAGCAGGUGGUACUGUCUUUAGUACGCACGAGAAUUUCCACCUUUACUCAUAUCGUUGCAGCGGUCUUUUGCAUGUUUGGAUGUUGGCCCUGUUGUUUCAUACCGUACUUUAUAGAUUCGUGCAAGAAUGUAACGCACCACUGUCCUAAUUGUAAUGCCAUUCUUGGCAUGUACACUCCGACAUAAACCAGAAGACCCGUCGUGCUUGAAA